CCGAGCCGAGCCGAGCCGAGCCGAGCCGUGCCGCCCCGCGGUGGGCGGGCCGUGCCGUGCCGCGCUCCGCUAUAAGGCGGCCCCGCAGCAGCGGUGGCCCCGCGAUGCCAUGUGCGUCCCGCGCUGCCUCUUCCUCCCCCUCCUCCUCUUCCUCCCGCUGUUGGCGGCCCCCAGCCCCGCAGUGGCCCCGUCGGGGCGGCCCCGUGCCCGCCGAGGUCUCACCUACCCCGGGACGCUGUGGUGCGGCGCCGGGAGCAACGCGGACAGCUACGAGCAGCUGGGUGAGCACCGUGACACCGACCGCUGCUGCCGUGACCAUGACCACUGCCAGCACGUCAUCCACCCCUUCACCUCCCGCUACGGUUACCGCAACCUGCGCUGGCACACCAUCAGCCACUGCGACUGCGACCGCCGGCUGAAGGAGUGCCUGCAGCAGGUGAACGACACGGCGUCGCGCGUGGUGGGACAGGCGUUCUUCAACGUCAUCCAGGUGCCGUGCUUCGAGUUUGCCUACAAGGAGGAGUGCGUGCAGCCGUACCUCUACGUGUGGUGCAGGGCGUACAACACGGUGGCCGUGGCGGUGCCCAAGGAGCCGGUGCUGUAUGAGUUUGGUGGGGAGCUCAUCGACAGGGCGGCGUGGCCUGGGGGGGAACCCCUGGAUCCCCCAGCUGUGAAAGCGAGGAAAAGGAUGAAGGAGAAGAGGAAGAAGGGGAAAAGUUUGAAGAAGAGCCCUUCUGGAAUUGGGGAGCUGAGCCACGCCGCAUCCAUCCCCCCCAUUGCCCCCAGCUCAGGGGGACAGGGCAGCAGGAAGAGGAGGAGGAAGGAGAGGAACAGAAAGAAGAGGCUGAAAAGCAACACUGAGGCAGCGUGAGCCCCACGCCCACCCUGUGGGGGCCCUGGUUGUGUUAAUGAAUAAAGUGGGUAAUGAGCAGCCACUGAAGUGCUUGGGGGUCUGGGGGGUGAGAGCCACGGCGGGGCCAGAGAGGGGGGAUAUGGGGCAGUGGUGCCCAUCCGACACACGGGUCUGGUCCUGGUGUAUGACAGCAAGGAAGAACCCAAGGUCUGCAGGGCCGUGUGAGGAAGAGAUACGUGGGCUCCAGCUGCACCUCAUCGCUCACACUGGCUCUGGUUGUGGCUCUGAGGAUGGCAGUCACAGCAGUGCACAGGGCUGAGCCGUUCCCCUUCCUGCCCCAUCAGGGAUGCUGUGAGCACAGCACAGAUGCAGGAUGCACAGACAGGCCGGAUUCAGGCAGUUUCCCAAAAGUAGAACUUUUUAAUUGGGAAAACUAAAAACAAAGAGGGCCGGAAAGGAGCCGACAGCACUCAGUCAGCCCCCCCCCCGCCCCUCCUCAGUAUGGCUCCGGUAAAGAGCUGCUCCCAGUCAGAAUCCUGCCAUCGAAUUUCAUGAAAUAAAAAAGAAAGAAAGAAAAUAGCGGAAGGUUAUAGCAGGGCUGCCCCCCACCCAGGCAGGCAGAGGCCCCAUCCCACCCUUGCGGGGCUGCAGAUCGCGAUGGCAGCCCCGAAACGGGAGCGCAUGGCUCAGUGUCUGCUUUGUCCCCUGUGCUGCUGCCAUUCUUCAGGAGCAUUUACAUGCAAAAAGCCCUUUGUU
Messenger RNA from Lagopus muta (rock ptarmigan), 1609 nucleotides. It is a transcript of the gene PROCA1, whose product is annotated as protein interacting with cyclin A1. The transcript has 4 exons. Gene Ontology annotation, biological process: arachidonate secretion; phospholipid metabolic process. The record is from RefSeq and is a predicted model, not a curated record. Gene Ontology annotation, molecular function: A2-type glycerophospholipase activity. Bases 110 to 871 code for a protein of 253 amino acids. Lineage: Eukaryota; Metazoa; Chordata; Aves; Galliformes; Phasianidae.